Messenger RNA from Aphidius gifuensis, 1875 nucleotides. It is a transcript of the gene Caf1-105, whose product is annotated as chromatin assembly factor 1 subunit B. The record is from RefSeq and is a predicted model, not a curated record. Lineage: Eukaryota; Metazoa; Arthropoda; Insecta; Hymenoptera; Braconidae. Gene Ontology annotation, molecular function: protein binding. Gene Ontology annotation, biological process: DNA replication-dependent chromatin assembly; nucleosome assembly. The transcript has 3 exons. The coding region runs from base 162 to 1856 and encodes 564 amino acids. Gene Ontology annotation, cellular component: CAF-1 complex; nucleus.
UGCGGGAAAUUACCGGUGUAAGUUGUAACAAUAGCAACAAUAGACAGGUUACAAGAUUAACAAAAAUAAAAAACUCUCCAGUUGUUGUGUUUACCUCAAAAAUUAUUAGCAUAUAUUAAUAAAAGUAUUAAAAAAAAAUUAAAUAUAAUAAAAGAACAAAUAUGAAGUGUACUAUUCCAGAAAUAUCAUGGCAUAAUCGUGAUCCUGUUCUCAGUAUUGAUGUACAAUGUUCAACAGAUAAAAAUGUUGAUAAUGGAAUACCUUUUUGGCGUGUUGCAACUGCAGGUGCUGAUUCACAUGUUUUGAUAUGGCAUUUGACAGUAAAUGAAUUGGGAGUUGCAUCAAUAACAUGUGUAGCUGAUUUUGAUCGUAGUACAAAAGCAGUUAAUGUCGUACGUUUUUCACCAUCUGGUGAGGUAUUGGCAACUGGUGAUGAUGAAUCAACAAUAAUACUUUGGAAACAAAAAGAAGAAUCAAAUUUACCAAUUUUACCUGGUGAUGAAAAUCAAAAUAAAGAACAAUGGAUAUCAUGGAAAGCAUUACGUGGACAUCUUGAAGAUAUAUAUGAUUUAAGCUGGUCACCAGAUUCAAAUUUUAUUGUAUCAGGAUCAGUUGAUAAUACAGCAAUUAUUUGGGAUGUACAAAAAGGAAGACAAAUAAGUAUUUUAAGUGAUUACAAAGGUUUUGUACAAGGUGUCACAUGGGAUCCUUGUAAUCAAUAUAUUGCAACAUUAAGUACUGAUCGUCAAUGUCGUUUAAUUGAUUUAACAACAAUGAAAACAAUAAAUCGUGUUAAUAAAGCUAAAUUACCAACACCAAUUGGUCAUUCAUUAGAAAAUAAAACAGUUAGAUUAUUUCAUGAUGAUACAUUUAAAUCAUUUUUUAGAAGAUUAACAUUUAGUAUUGAUGGAUCAUUAAUAAUAGCACCAUCUGGAAUUAUUGAAUUUCAAGAAUCAACUGAAAGAAUAACAAAUGCAACAAUUGUUUUUUCAAGACAUAAUUUAAAAGAACCAAUUAUGAUAUUACCAUCAUUAGAUGAAUCAACAAUUGCUGUACGUUGUUGUCCAGUUUAUUUUGAGCUUAGAAAUGAUGGUCCAAUUUCAAUGCUUGCAUUACCAUACAGACUUGUAUUUGCUGUUGCAACACAAAAAUCAGUUAUUAUUUAUGACACUCAACAAAUAUCACCAAUUGCUGUUAUAUCAAAUAUUCAUUAUACUCGUCUUACUGAUGUUGCAUGGUCAUCAGAUGGUCAAAUUCUUGUUGUCUCAUCAACUGAUGGAUACUGUUCAAUAAUACAUUUUCAAGAUGGUGAACUUGGUACUAUUUAUAAAGCUGAAAAAUCAAUAAUUAUUAAAAAUUUAACAAUAAAUAAAGUUAAUCAACAAAAACCAAUAGUAGACAAUAAUAAAUUGUCUGAUAAAAAAAAUCAAAAAGAAGAAAUACUUGCUGAAUGUCAUACAGAUGCAAUGGAUAUUGAUUCAACUAAAAAUGAUACAACAAAUGUUGUAUUUUGUACUCCAAAUAUAAAAGAUAAUGACAAAAAAGAUAAUAUUAAUGAUCAAUUAAAAACAGAUGAAGUAUGUGAUGGUUCACAAGAUAUUAAAUUAAUUUACAGUGAUACGUCAACAAUGGAAAAUACAAAUGUUAUUAAUGAUAAUCUACCAAAAGUGAUAGAAACAGUAUCAUCAAAAAUUGAUGAUACAUCUAGUGUUAAAACACCACCAAAAGAUUGUGAUUCAUCAACAACAAAAACAACACCAACAAAACCACCUGUUGCUCAAGUUUUGUUGAACAAAACACCUCGACGAGUUAAAUUAAUAACACUUUCAAGUCCAAAACGAACAAAAAAUCAAUAAUUAGAAAUAAACAUUAAAU